This is a messenger RNA of Peromyscus eremicus (cactus mouse), 1811 nucleotides long. It is a transcript of the gene Tspan13, whose product is annotated as tetraspanin 13. Gene Ontology annotation, cellular component: membrane. The transcript has 6 exons. The coding region runs from base 141 to 755 and encodes 204 amino acids. The record is from RefSeq and is a predicted model, not a curated record. Lineage: Eukaryota; Metazoa; Chordata; Mammalia; Rodentia; Cricetidae.
GCAGCCCUGAGCCUGAACUCGAACCCGAACCCCCAGCCCAGCCCCGUCCACAGGCCCAGGAGGUUAGGAUCCAGCGGCUACCCGCCCAGCCCCGCCGAGGACGCCUCGACCCGCAGGCGCCCUCCAGCCCACGCGCCACGAUGGUGUGCGGGGGCUUCUCGUGCUCCAAGAACUGCCUGUGCGUGCUCAACCUGCUGUACACCCUCGUCAGUCUGCUGCUCAUUGGGAUUGCUGCUUGGGGCAUUGGCUUUGGGCUGAUCUCCAGUCUCCGAGUGGUGGGCGUGGUCAUUGCUGUGGGCAUCUUCCUGUUCCUGAUUGCGUUGGUGGGACUGAUUGGCGCCGUGAAACAUCAUCAGGUGUUGCUGUUUUUUUAUAUGAUUAUUCUCCUGCUUGUGUUUAUUGUUCAGUUUUCGGUGUCUUGUGCUUGUCUAGCUCUGAAUCGGGACCAACAGGGUCAGCUGCUGGAGGUUGGUUGGAACAAUACAGCAAGUGCUCGGAAUGACCUCCAGAGGAACUUGAACUGCUGUGGAUUCCGAAGUUAUAACCCCAAUGACACCUGCCCGGCUACCUGUGCUAAAAUUGGACAUAAGUGCUUACCAUGCUCCCCCAUAAUCGGAGCAUACGCUGGAGAUGUUUUGAGAUUUGUUGGUGGCAUUGGCCUCUUCUUCAGUUUUACAGAGAUCCUGGGUGUUUGGCUGACCUACAGAUACAGAAACCAGAAAGACCCUCGCGCCAACCCGAGUGCUUUCCUCUGAUGAGAAAACAAGGAAAAGUUUUCCCAUGUUAAUCUUGCUCACUUUCUCUAUCUUAAACUAAUGUGUUCAUUUGACAGAGGAAACAGUGUCUGAAAACUAUAUUAUCAACAGUGGAACUAAAUGUUUUCACUCUUACGUUUCUCUAAAUGUGUUUUGUUGGUAUUGCUGUAAAAGCAGUUGAAAUUCAUGGUGUUUCCUGAGCUUCAGUAGUCCGUGUGAUCUGCUGUUCUUGGUGUCUGGCACUGUCCACUGUGGCCUUUCUUAGCCUUUUUACCUGCUGUAAAACUGUAUGGUGCCCCGCUGGGGGAAUGACAUUGUGAACCCGAAUCUCCAUUUCACCAGGAUAAUUGUACAGAGCUUGGACUGUAUGGCGCCCUGCUGGGGGAAUGACAUUGUGAACCCGAAUCUCCAUUUCACCAGGAUAGUUGUACAGAGCUUGGAGUGUGCAGGCAGCUCCCAGUGAAGACAGUUGAAGUGUAUGAAGGCAGAAAGGAAGGGAGUCUGUUGUAUUCAGUUCAUUAGGAGAAAUCUAAGUUUUCUAUACUUUUUGUCUUUUUAGGAAAGCUUCGCUAUAGUAAAAAGUGUUAACAUAGAAGUAGUCAUUUAGUUCUAGUAGUCUGUCAUGAUUAUAUCUGUGUAUUCUAGAAAUAGCUGUGUCUUAGGAAACUAAAGUUUGGUUUUUGACAUUUAUAGUCAAGGGCAAAGGAGGUGCCAUUUGGGAAAUGUUCUGGUGUGUAACAGUUAUCUUCAGCUUUCAGAAUGGGAUGAGUUUGAGGAAGAUAGUGUAUAUCUACAUAAUCUGACAGUCUUUUUUUUUUAAUAAUUUGAAGUUCAAAACACUGUAUAUUGGUAAGCAACUUGCAAUCAAUAUGUGGCUUAUGUAACAAAAAAUAUUUGAUCAUCUUAAAAAAUAACUUUUUAUUGGUAUUUCUUGGUAUUGUGACAGCAAGUUGUUAAAUCCAAACAUAUUUAAAUGUGCUACCUCUCAUAAAUUGAGAGAGAAAUGCUGUUUGUGGCUCUGUAUGUUACAUUAAAAAUUAAAAGCUGGAAACCUUU